Effrenium voratum is the source of this 1938-nucleotide messenger RNA. The record is from the annotation of a GenBank genome assembly. NCBI's taxonomy places the organism in Eukaryota, Dinophyceae, Suessiales, Symbiodiniaceae.
CUUUGCCUGAACCAAUGCGCACCUGGCUUGCCUUCCGUCGCCAUGGGGAGUGGCCUGUGCAGGGAGGUGGACGAGGCAGCGCCUCCGAUGGUGCAUACCAUGCUCUAUCCAAUGUACGUGCUGAAGGUCUCCGACUUCCUGCAGAUGGCUCCUGGCUCACCACCGGCUCAUGGGGCCUUGAAGGAGAAGGGCCUGCUGAAGAUCUGGGAGCCAGGCCUGUUUGUGAUCUUCGUGUCGCACCAGUGGCUGGGCAUCUCCCACCCGGAUCCAGCUGGGCAGCACACCUCCAUGCUGCGCCAGAUUCUGCUGAGACUCAUCGCUGGCUCCACCAAGGUGGAGGCAGACGUCGUCUCUCAAAGCUACGGGCGCCCUGUGGAAUUCACUGAGAAAACCCGGCAGCAGAUCCAGGAGGGGUACCUCUUCCUGGAUUGGUUCGCCAUCCCACAGAUCACAGCCCGCCAGCAUGGCGUCAAUGAGGAGCUCACAAAGUCAGAAGCAGCGCUCGCGGUGCAAAGCAUUCCGGCCUACGUGGAGGUGGCGAAUCUCUUCGUUGCUUUGGUGGCAGAAUGUCGACACGAAGACAGAGGAUGCUACUGCAACUACACGAGCUGGUUGACACGUGGGUGGUGUAGAGCUGAACUUUGGUGUCACUUGCUGUCCAACAAGUCGGACACCAGCGUUGUCCUCGCCCACUCGACAAGAGAGGUGAGGUUCAUGUUCCCAUUGGACUGGCAGCAAAGCACUGUGGCGGAUGGUGAGUUCACCGUGGAGAGCGAUCGCUUUAUAGUGGUGAAGCUGGCAGAAGCGGCUGUGGAAGACAAGAUCCGCCAACUUGGCCAAACAGGGCCACUGCACCUCUACCGAUUUUACCGGGCGAUGCGACAGAAGAUGCUGGGGCGCACUGGGGUGAGCUGGCUCCCCAAUGGCUUCCUCAAGGACUUUGCCUUCCCUGACGUGCAAGGAGCUGUUCAAAGCAGUAGCCAAAUGAAUGGGCUGAUGUGUGCGGUGCUGGCCGGUGACGUAUUUAUGAUUCGAUGGCUGGCAGAGCGAAGGGCGGACGUGAAUUUGAGGUGUGAAGGUCUCAAUGAUCUGGGCUUUUUCACUUCGCAGCCUUUGCUGUUUGCAGCCGCAAAGUCGGUCCAGGCUCCGCGAGUUCUAGAGACUCUCAUCGAUCUUCGUGCUGAUGUGAGCCAAACUUCCGACAGUGGCGGCAGCGUCAUGCUCUAUGCACGAUGUCCUGGCCAGGUGCAGGUUCUUCUACGCGCGCGCGCAGACCCACAUUCACCCGCUGGUUCUCUAGGCAUGACGCCCCUGUCUGGCUGCAGUUCCAACUGCGAUGCCAAGACGCUCUGCGCCAUGCUAGAUGCCCGCUGUGAUCCCAACCCACCGCUCAGUGGCCUUGGAAUAUCGCCAUUGCAUUCUUGCAUUCUAUAUGGCCGCGGAAAUCGCCAUGCGCAGGACAAUCUCCUCCUGUUGCUGGAGCGCCGUGCCGAUGCCUCCGCACGGUGCACUCCAACAGGACGAUACGACUGGAUUGGCCAACCAGCCCGCAUGUACGCACGGCUGGCGGGACUCGCCACGCUGCCGCUGGUGCUGCGGCACUACGCCGUGCUGCCGGGGCUCACACCGCUGGGCUCUGCCGCCUUCACGGGGGAUGAAGCCUCGGCCUGCGUGCUGUGGCGGCACGGCGCGGAGACCGCGGGCAACGACGAUGGGCACACACUCCAGGACAUUGCGGAGUCCAAUGGAUACUUUCACUUGCUGCCCCUGCUGCAGAGUUUCAACACGUUCUACGUUUGAGCCAAGGCUUGCGAAAUUAGCAGGCCAAGAUGUCCUCUCUUCAAAGCAAGACUGGCAAUAAUGCUGGCGGCGUUGGCAGCCAGCCUGAAGUGCUUGUUUGUUGACCAGCCUCCAGAUAUGUGGAGUGGAAAGCUUGGC